GAUCCCAAUGAAGAUACUGAAUGGAAUGACAUCCUUCGCCAGAAGGGCAUCCUUCCCCCAAAAGAGGAGGAAAUUACAGAAAAUGAGAUUAUCGAAAUGAUGGAAGAUAAAAUUCAUAAGGCAAAUGCAGGUAAAUCAUAUGAAGAGAUGACUCUUGAUGAAUUAGAUGAAUUAGAAGAUGAUGAAGACGAAAGGGUUUUACUACAGUAUAGGCAACAACGAAUAGCUGAGAUCAAGAAAUUACAACAAAAAGAAAUUUAUGGAAGUGUAAAAGAAAUAUCUGGCAUUGAUUAUGUAAAGGAAGUAAACGAGGCAGGAGAUGGUGUUUGGGUUGUACUACAUCUCUAUAAACAAGGCAUACCUCUCUGUACCCUAAUCAACCAACAUUUUGCUCAACUGUCACGCAAGUUUCCAGCAACAAAGUUCUUAAAGGCUGUGUCAACGACUUGUAUCCCAAACUUUCCCGAUAAGAACCUUCCAACUAUAUUUGUAUAUUUUGAGAAUGACAUGAAAUCACAGUUGAUAGGACCUCAUACGUUCGGGGGAAUGAAUCUCACUGUUGAAGAUUUGGAAUGGAAAUUGUCAGAAAUAGGUGCUGUGAAGACGGAUAUGGAGGAAAAGCCAAAACCGAAACAAAGGACUACUUUAACAAUUUCAUCAGGAAGAGAAAAUAAUGAUGACAGCUCAGAUGAUGACUACUAGCGCCCUCUAUCAACAAAGUUUUAUAUUGCUAAAAAUUGCCACCUAUCAGUAGAUUUAAAUCGUAAUAUCAUUGACACAAUAAUUUGUAAUAAUAAUAAUAAUAAUAUUAAUUCUUUAUUUAUCCUCAUUCAACUUGGAAAUUUGGGCUCUUGGGGAAUCUUGUACACCCUCUGUGCAGAGCCACCGGACUUAACUACAACGUGUAAUUGAUACAAACAUGGCCUUUAACCCACCUAACUUUUUUGUGAGGGUUUAUUCCAGGGGCUGAGUAUAUGAUAGACGAGCAUUCAAUCAAAUCUCGACUUUCAAGCCAGGUCUUGAAUCUGGGUCCACAACAGUAAGAGGUAGGAAGCUUACCACGUGGUCUAAUGCUUAGCAGCAGUGGCUUAUCUAGGAAUCUUGAAAUAGUGGGUGGGGGAGGGGUUGGUGGUUGAUGCUGGAGCGAAGGUGAUGUGAGAAGAUUGGUGAUUAAGUGAGGGGGCACUAUGUCGCAAAAUCUAUAUAAACCUGAUUUUUUUAAACUUUUUUCAUCUGCUUAAGCAUAACUUUUUUUGCUUUGAACAUUUUCAAUGGAUGGGUGAUAUGGGGAGGGGGAGGGGGAAGGGGGUGCAAGCUUUUUAAGGGGUUCCCUGAGGCAUCCACCUAGAUACGCCACUGCUUAUCAGUGAAGGAACCCCCUUUUAACAAUACAGUUGGAGACACAGUUGGGGGGAUUUUAGAAAGUUUGCUUGGCAUUUUUUAGCUUGGGUUUAGGCCAAAAUUUGGAUUUAUCAUGAAUACUGUGAAAUAUAGGUAAUAACUUGAAAAUACACGACUUGACCAGAUUUUAAUAAGAAAUGUUUUACUCUUCCAAAUUGAAAUGUUUUUGUAUUUCAAAUAAAUUAAACGAAAUUUCCUA
Molecule: messenger RNA, 1600 nt
Organism: Anneissia japonica
Lineage: Eukaryota; Metazoa; Echinodermata; Crinoidea; Comatulida; Comatulidae
Product: phosducin-like protein 3
Biological process (GO): protein folding
Cellular component (GO): cytoplasm
Source: RefSeq, a predicted model, not a curated record